Molecule: messenger RNA, 1947 nt
Organism: Ananas comosus (pineapple)
Lineage: Eukaryota; Viridiplantae; Streptophyta; Magnoliopsida; Poales; Bromeliaceae
Exons: 16
Coding region: 79-1161 (360 amino acids)
Source: RefSeq, a predicted model, not a curated record
UCUCUCUCUCUCUCUCUCUUUGUCGUCUCCAAAGUGAAGCCAGCGAGAAACCCUAGCUCCUCCUCUGCGUCGCCGCCCAUGAAGCAAACCACCUCCUUCGGCUUCUUCGCUCUAUUAAUGGCCCUCGCUCUCCUCAUCACCAUGAAGAUCCAAAACAAGCACCUCGAGAUGGAUCUGACGCGAAAUCCUUCCUUGCCGACCGAGAGGGAAUGGAGGGGCGAGCUCCAGGGUUUGCCUCGCGGGAUCAUCGAACCGACCACGGACAUGGAAUUGAAGUCUAUGUUGAAGAACUCAAGGUUAAAAGGCGCUAGUGAUAAGUCCAAUUCUCUUCUGGCAAUGGCAGUUGGCAUUUCACAAAAGAAAAAUGUGGAUAAUAUAGUUCGGAAGUUUCUUAUAGAAGAUUUCUCAAUUAUGCUUUUUCAUUAUGAUGGGAGCGUUGACGGAUGGCAUGAUCUCAAUUGGAGCAACAAGGCAGUACACAUACUUGCCUAUAAUCAAACAAAAUGGUGGUUUGCUAAACGCUUUUUACAUCCUGAUGUUGUAUCUAUCUAUGACUACAUAUUUUUGUGGGAUGAAGAUCUAGGCGUGGAGAACUUUCAUCCUAGAAGGUAUUUAAAGAUAAUGUUUUCUGAAGGUCUGGAAAUUUCACAGCCUGCUCUAGAUCCUGAUCAAUCAUCUGACAUACACCACCGUAUCACAAUCCGAAAUAAAAUGAUGAAAGUUCACAGACGCAUAUAUGAUUUCCGUGGGAGUCUGAAUUGCUCUGAUGAAAGUAAAGGGCCUCCAUGCACAGGGUGGGUCGAAGGGAUGGCACCUGUUUUUUCUCGAGCUGCAUGGCGCUGCGUGUGGCAUCUCAUCCAGAAUGACCUGAUUCACGGAUGGGGCCUGGACAUGAAGCUCGGUUAUUGUGCUCAGGGUGAUCAAACUAAGAAGGUUGGGGUGAUUGAUAGUGAAUUCAUCGUUCACCAAGGGAUACCCUCCCUGGGAGGACCAUCAGUUACUAAGGCACUGCACAGAUCCGUAGAUUUAAGAUCACAGAUUAGAAGGCAGUCAACAGCUGAAUUAGAAAAGUUCAAGGAGCGAUGGAAUAAAGCUGUGAAGGAAGACAAGGAGUGGACCGACCGUUUUGUCAAGUUAGCAAGAAAAAAGAAUGUGACAUGAGGGAAUAUCGUCACCUCCGAAAACCUAAAAUCUCAAGGCCAAUCUGAUAUGUUAUUACCUUCUCUUAGCGGCAUAAUCCAUGGUGGCGUAAGGAUAAGUUUUUCACAUCACAAUUUUGCCGACAUUUUGUUCUCUGAUUGCUGUUUGCAAAUCUAUGCAGAUGUUCACCAGAUGUUUCAUCUGUAGAGUUGUCACGUCUCAGCCGCCUCCAUGCAUGCAACGGGAGCCCGCAUAAUUUAUUCUGAUCAUUGUUUGUAGUGUGGGCUCAAUUUAUUGUGAUCAUUUUUUGUUGUAUCCUGCACCACACUGCCGCUGUCGUCUGCUUCAACAGUGGCUCGGCCCAUAUUGUCCUGAUAUUUUGAAUGAUUCUCAGAAGGAAAAUUUGCCAAAAUUGUUUAAGCGUUUUUUUGCUGUGAGACGUCGGGUUUCUUUUGAGGUGCUUCUCGCAGUACGUCUCAUUAAAUGCCAGAAUCUUCUGCUGAGGACAAUUAUUGACCAAAGGACGAAGGGUGCAGCAUCCAGCAUCCGUCAAAACAAUCACAACUUGACACUGUAAUUCGAUGACGAUCGAUACUAAAAGCAGAUCUCAGUUGCCCAUCAUCCUGUGAACUCCGCAAUAUCUAGGCUAAAUGUUUGAUGCUCUGCAUGCAGCAUCUGGCGACAUAACACUCACAGGGGAGCUUCUCCGUUUCGGCUGAGUCCCCAGGCAUCAAUUGUGACCUCGCACUCAUACCCGAGCAUUAUGGGUACAGCUCGUGUUAAUAAAGCUAACAUGAAUUGCAAUGA